Messenger RNA from Nilaparvata lugens (brown planthopper), 4572 nucleotides. RefSeq lists its product as uncharacterized. Gene Ontology annotation, molecular function: G protein-coupled receptor activity. Gene Ontology annotation, biological process: G protein-coupled receptor signaling pathway. Bases 422 to 1783 code for a protein of 453 amino acids. NCBI's taxonomy places the organism in Eukaryota, Metazoa, Arthropoda, Insecta, Hemiptera, Delphacidae. Gene Ontology annotation, cellular component: plasma membrane. The record is from RefSeq and is a predicted model, not a curated record. The transcript is spliced from 6 exons.
AGUUUCGGCUAGCGCUUCGCAGUUGAACGUCGCGACGUACAAAUCGUUCCAAAAAAAUUCCCGGGCCGGAAAAUUUCCGACCACUUUUCCGGGCCAACUUGAAAGUGGAUAAAAAAUCUUUGAGAUCCUUUCCUACUGACAAUACAAUCGGAAUAAAAAAGCUACACUGACAUCCCUCGUGAAAAAGUUUGUUACUGAAAUUUCUUUGAAAACUUUUUCGUGAAGUUGAAAUGUGAAAUCGCUAAUUUGUGCUAUCAUUUAAGUUUUUCAAUUAAUUUCUGGAAUAUAAAAUUGAUGCUGAUUGGUUUGAAGGAAAAUAAUAACGAAUGCUGGAGAAUAAUUUCAGAGGAUCUGAAGUUUGAAAAAAGUGGAUUUAACUUUGUGGAUUUAUUUCUAUGGUGUUGAUACAGACUGAUGAGUAAUGCACCACCACCACGUCCCUCCAUACGGCAAUUGGACUCUGUUUAGCCACUACAACUCCAGCCACUACCACGACCAGGACCUGCAAUACGGUGACUAUAAACAGUACGACGAAGAAUCAUGGCCGCCCACCCAGGAAUGCCCCGCCAUCAUGAAACUCUUCGACCUGGACUUCUUCCAUCUGUACUACAUCCCCACCAUCAUAUCCGUGGGACUGGUGGGGAAUCUGUUGUCGUGUGUUGUGUUUUUGCGGACCCAUUUGAAGAUGAGAAGUUCGAGUUAUUAUCUGGCGGCGCUGGCUACGGCUGAUUUUGGAUUCAAUGUGACACUGCUGCUGGUGUGGCUGAGUGGAUUUGGGCUGAGGGUGUUCAAUGAGGAGGGGUGGUGUCAGGGGGUGGUGUACUUCUCCUCUGUCUGCAGUUUCCUCAGCGUCUGGUUGAUUGUGGCAUUCACCGUGGAGAGAUUCAUUGCGGUUCAGUACCCCCUACAUCGCCCACACAUGUGUACAGUGGAGCGAGCCAAAGCGGUUGUUUCCCUGCUAGCCGCUCUGGCCCUUCUACUCCACUGCUACAGCUUCUUCACGGCCAGCGUCCGGCUCUCGCCCGAGGGCGGCGACCAGAUCUGCGAGAUGAACGAGCGAUACCGCGAGGCUAUGAGAGUCAUCAACAUCGUCGACACCGUGCUCACCCUCAUUGUCCCGCUGGCCUUGAUCGUUGUCAUGAACACCAUGAUCACCAGGAACCUGCUGAGGUUCGGCAAGCGACUGCAGCAACAGAACAACCAGUCUAACCCGCCGCCGACACCGCAGCUGCAGUCUGAUUUCAAUCUCAAUCAGAUAAAUUCGAGCAGUUCUACCAACAAAAUCUGCCGCGGGCCGUCUCAGCAGUCGUUCCACUCGUCGAACAGGGCUGCCACCUCCAGCUCCAGUCAUGUGCAGAUGCAGGCGCAGACUGUGGUCACCACCAGGCUUACCAACGCCACCACGCAGGAGACACCGCCACAGGCCACCAGAUGCAUACAUAUAAGGUCUUCAAGAACCAAUUUAGUUUCGACCAAAACUCAGCAGAGUAUAACAAAGAUGCUGCUUCUCAUAUCUACCGUGUUUGUGAUGCUCAAUCUACCCAGUUACGUGAUACGUUUGUACGUGUUCGUGUGCUUCUCGCUAUGGCGACAGGAAGCAUCCAACUCACUGUGGUGCAUGCAGCAGUUCUUCAUGCUGCUCUACUACACCAAUUUCAGCAUCAACUUCCUGCUCUACUCCAUGUGCGGCAUAACGUUCCGUCGCUGUCUCUGGCAGCUGAUACGCAACAAGCUCAAAGCGCUGACGCGACACAAGUGCUUUUUCCUGCGCCAGCGCAGCUAGUUCCGGCCCCAGGACUUCCAGCUCGACUCGCUCACUCGACCCACUUGAGGCGACACGCUCAAGGUCACGUGACUCUCGACACAAGGUCACGUGACUCACUCAAGGUCAAAGGACUCACGUGAAUCAAGAAGGUCAAGAGUCUGACGACUCAAGGUCAUGUAGCUCACUCUAUAUCUUGUGACCCACGAUUCAAAGACUCAAGAUUCAAUCAAGGUCAAGAGUCUGAUGUCUCAAGGUCACGUGACUCACUCCAAGUCUUGUUCAGAUGACUCGAUGAAGGUCAAGUAUCUGACAUCUCAAGGUCACGUGACCUGCUUGAGAUAAGCUGAAUGAUCCAGUUGUCUAGAAAUCACUUAAGGUCAAAAGACUGACGUUUCAAGGUCACAUAACCUCCUUGAGGUCGGUUGGGUGAUCAAGUUGUCUAGAAGUCACUGAAGGACGAGAAAAUUAUGUCUGAAGAUCACGUGACCCAGUUGAAAUCAUUAGGGUGACCAAGUUGUCUCUAGAAAUCACUCAAGGUCAAGUAACUUACCCAAGUCUCAAGGUCACGUGACCCGCUUGAGAUCAGUUGGGUGAUCAAGUUGCCUAUAGUCCGAGAGAUAUAACUUUUUAAACGGCUCUCUCUUGAAUACAGUGAGAUUUGAUACUCUCCUCUCCACCAAUCACUCUCACUACCUAACAGCAUUCUCCCUACUUUUGUGUCAGCAUUCAAUUGUGUGCGGUAUGCUUACUCCUCUCCACUACUCUGUCCAUGCUACAAACUGUGCAAGGAGAAAACGGUUUCCACUCUUUAUGUUAGAAGUAAUAUCUCUCGGACUAUAGAAGUCACUCAAAUUCAAGAAAGUGACGUCUCAAGAUCACGUGACCAGCUUGAGAUCAGAGUUGGGUGAAGUGACCCAGUUCUCUAGGAGCUUCUAGGUGAUUACACUGACCUUGAGUAGGUCAGGUGACCCAGUUGAGCGAGUGUGUGCAUGCGGAAGUCUUCGGAAUGACUAAUAGAGAACAGAGAGUGAUAGUGUGACAAAAUUACUGGGGCAAUUCGAUUUGAAUAUAGCUUUGUGUGUAUAAUAUUUUAUAUUGAAUGGGGAUAUAGGACUGGAGAGUGUAAUUGAGAAAGAAAUUUUUUUUUGAAAAAUAUGUCAUAAUAAGGAAGGUGGGAAAUGGUCAAGAUCUGUUACAAUUUGAUUUGGUUUGAAUGAAGGGUUUGAAAAUUUGUAUUGAAUUGGAGAGUAAAUUUUUUUGAACUCAGGUUUCAAAGUUAAAAGUUCCGCUACUCCAUGUUCAUUCUCCUCACUUCAUGAAGUCUGAACGAUCAAGUUACGUUCAAGUGAUGGAUAGUUUCUAAAUGGCGUAGGCUAAUUUUACUCCACUCGGAUGAAGAGUUGAAUCACUGAUUUAGACGAAUGACUACAAGAAAUAAAUAAUUCCAUAUUAAAAUACUGUACAUAAAGGUUUCUACCUUAAUUAUGAUAAUCUCAAAUAAUUUUUUAUUAUGUGAUACCCAAGGCAAUAAUCCGUAACAGAGCUGGAGGAUUCAGAAAAUAUCAAUUCAAGAUAUCUGAUGUGUAUUAUUCAUUUGGAAAUGAUCUUAUAAAAUUAUUUGAUAUUCCACUGGUUAUAAUGCAGUUCACAAUCACUUUUCAAUUAUUUUAAAUUGCUAUUUUUCGUCGAAAAGAUGUCAGAUGGAGGUAUGAUUAUUAUUCAUCAAAAGUAUUUGAAUUGAGAUUAUAAUCCAAUUAUAUUAUUAUAAUUGAGUUUGUAUUUGAGAAGAUAUUGUCAACCGGCGAAUUGAAUAAAUAUAGACAGUAAAGGAGUUUAAAAAAAUGAAUGCGAGUCAACCGAUGCAGUAAAUUGUUCAAAUCAAUGUCAAUGGAUAUGGAAGUAGAAAUUUUUCACACUGUGUAUCAAAUAAAGCUUCAAUGUGUUUGAUAUCUAUGUAAAGUAAUAAUUUAUUCAUUACUAAACAUUUUAUCAAGAUCAGUGGAUCAAAUUAGUUUUGCUUAGAUGUGAAAUUUCAUCACCAAUUUAUUGAUGUUUAUCAGUCAAUACAAUCAUAUUAAGACACUUCAUUGACAUGGGCUACUUUUAAAUUUUAAUAAAACAAAAUAGAAUCUUAUAGCACCCUUUAUUUUUAAAAAACUUUAAAAUAGUUGAACAACUAGUUUCGGUGAUAUCAGACCAUCGUCAGGUUAUAAAUUAAAAUCGAUUUAGAUGAAUAGAUUCAUCGAAUCUAUCACCGAAACUAGUUGUUCAACUAUUUUAAAUUUUUUUAAAAAUAAAGGGUGCUAUAAAAUUCUAUUUUGUUUUAUCAAUAAUAUCAAGUUAUAAGGAAACUAUUGAAUCUUCAAUAUCAAUUGUAGAUCUUCAAGAUUAAGCAGUCUUGAGGAUUAUGUUUGUAAUGAAAACCAAUUUGACAGAUCAUAGUAAGUUACAAGUUCCUAAAAUAUUUUUCAAAGUCUUCUAGUUUUCCAGCUUCAAAGACUUAAUGCUCCAUGAAGAAACUCAGCUAUUGUACAUAAGUUACUGUAGUAACAACCCUACUGAGUUCUUCAUCUUUAUGUGAUAAAUGGAUUUGAUGUUGCUUAGAGUAAGAUAAAUUACAUUUUUCGAUAUAAACUGAGCUGUUUGAAUCAUUAGCACUAUUUCGUCUUGAAGGCAUUUCAGAUUUUUCUAAAUCAUAUUAUAUUGAAUAGAAAUUUUGUACACAUUCUCUGCAUUGCUCUAUGGAUUUUGUAUGACUAUGUAUGAUUAUCUGGAAAUAUGUUGUCACGACUCAUAAAUAAAAAAAU